UUUGAGAGUGGCGGCAGCCGCGGAGUGACUGGGGAGCCGGGCCGUAGAGCGCGGGUCUGGCGAGUGGCAGCCCAACUAGCAACAUCGCCGCCCCAGCCGCGUGUGCGGGGGCGGAGGGCGGGGCUCGAGACCUGGGGCGGCUGGAGAUGCGGGCGGCUGCAGGCACGCGGCUGGCUCGGCUCGGCCGCCGCUGCCUUCUCGGGCCCCGGCGCGGGGGUCGCCGCGGUUGCCGCGCCGUCCUUGAGUUCCUAGCGUGAGGAGCGGUCGGAGUCUAGACCGCGUUCGAGGCCGUGGAGGAUUCCCGCGCGCACGGCCUGCCCAUUGCUAUGGACAGUGCCAUCACUCUGUGGCAGUUCCUUCUUCAGCUCCUGCAGGAACCUCAGAAUGAGCACAUGAUCUGCUGGACAUCUAACAAUGGGGAGUUCAAGCUUCUGCAGGCUGAGGAGGUGGCUCGUCUCUGGGGAAUUCGCAAGAACAAGCCUAAUAUGAAUUAUGAUAAGCUCAGCAGAGCCCUGAGAUACUACUAUGUAAAGAACAUCAUUAAAAAAGUGAAUGGUCAGAAGUUUGUGUACAAGUUUGUCUCUUAUCCAGAGAUUUUGAAAAUGGAUCCACUGACAGUAGGCAGGAUUGAGGGAGACUGUGAAACUCUAACUUCCAUUGAAGCCAGCAGUUCUAAAGAUGCUGAGAGUGGGGUAAAGGAACGGGCACCUCAACCUACAGCCAAGACAUCUAGUCGGAAUGACUACAUACACUCUGGUUUGUAUUCUUCAUUUACUCUCAACUCUUUGAACACCUCCAAUAAGAAGCUUUUCAAGUCAAUAAAGAUAGAAAAUCCAGCUGAAAAACUAGCAGAGAAAAAACCUCAGGAGCCAACACCAACUGUCAUCAAAUUUGUAACAACACCCCCUAAAAAGCCACCCAUCGACCCUGUUGCCAUCACCUUCUCAGCAAGCCCAAGCAUUUCUCCGUCUUCUGAAGAAACUAUCCAAGCUUUGGAGACACUGGUUCCUCCCACACUACCUUCUCUGGAAGCUCCAGCCUCUGCAUCCAUUCUGGCUACCACCUUUAACCCCACUUCUCCUGUUCCCUCCGCACCCCCUCCUAGGACGCCUUCUCCACCAUUGAGUUCUAACCCAGACAUUGACACAGACAUCGACUCAGUGGCUUCUCAGCCAAUGGAACUUCCAGAGAACUUGUCACUGGAGACUAAAAAUGAGGAUUCAGCUUUGCCAGAAAAGGACAAAACAAAUAACUCAUCAAGAUCCAAGAAGCCCAAAGGGUUAGAACUGACGCCUGCCCUUGUGGUCACAGGCAGUGACCCCAGCCCUCUGGGGAUCUUAAGUCCAUCGCUCCCAACAGCGUCUCUUACACCAGCACUUUUCUCACAGACACCCAUCUUGCUGACUCCGAGCCCCUUGCUCUCCAGUAUCCACUUCUGGAGUACCCUCAGUCCAUUUGCUCCCCUGAGCCCAGCCAGACUGCAAGGUGCUAAUACGCUUUUCCAGUUUCCUUCUGUGCUCAACAGUCAUGGACCAUUCACUCUGUCUAGCCUGGAUGGACCGUCCACUCCUGGGCCAUUUUCUCCAGACCUGCAGAAGACAUAACCCGUGCAGUUGGGAACUAAGAGACCAAGGAACUAAGAAACAGAGAUGUCCAGCAGGAUGGUUUGAAAUGAGGGAUAGUUCUGCAGUGCUCUUAUAGACUGUCAUAAUUUUCCCAUUGCCUGUUGAAAACCUUUUCAGGAUUCUCAAAAGUUGGACUGUAUAAAAAUGCCUUAAUUGGAGUUCAAACUCCGCCUCACUUCUUUUUUAAAAAGGUGUUUUGUUGUUGUUGCUGUUUUUUGUUUGUUUAAGCUUUGUGCAAAAAAAUUAGUCUCUUGGGGUUCAGCAGCUGUGUUUUGCAAGAAAGCCGCAGAACAAAGUUACUGGUCCUGGAUGUUAGGACUCUUUGGCCAGGGGGAAAAGUAUGCUUAGAAUCUGUUAUUUAAAGAAAUACUUGUUAGCUGUGUAUAAUGACCCGCUUCUGUGAUUCCAGCACUUGGGAAGCUGAGGCAGGAGGAAAACACCAAGAGUUGAGGGCCAGCCUGGGCUAUAAAUAAAGUGAGACUGUCUCAAAAGGAUAAAAAUACUACUUAAACGAAGUUGAUGCUAUGUUUAGUAGUAAGUGUGCUCUGUUGAAUGACUAAAAGGAGCCACUCCCUAACAGUGGGAGAGAGAAUCAUUCCUGUUCUGAGGAGGAUUAGAGCAUUACCACAUAGGAGGCUCUCUGUGCUCUACCCUUGAUCUCGUCUGAACCUGUCAAUGGAUCCUGGCCCUGAGCUUUUUAAACACAAAGCUUUGAAAGCUCAGUUUUAAUGUGGGUUUCGGUAGGAAUCACAGGACCCCACCUGGGGCACAGCGCUCUCGUCUGCUCUGAGUGGUGUGGUUCUGUGCAGCACGUCUUGGAAAAUGAUGACUUUUCAGAAGUAGAGUUGGGGUUUGAAAAUUGAAUAUUAGAAGCAAGCAAAAAAGUUCAAUUAAAUACCCUGAGACACAGGUGGGGGCAUUUUCCAGCUAGAAGACACCCAGAGUGACAGACUCCCUCUUCUUCCUGCUAAUUUUACCCACUCUGCUCUGCACUUACAGGCUUCCUUCUAAACAUAAGGUUAGAGGAUAAAGCAGCAUUCAUUCAGGUGCAGUCAGGAAGGUGGACUUGAAAGUGAAAUAUUCUGGUCAGGAAAUAAAGAUGUGCUUACUUCUUUCCAAAAAUGUUUUAAAUGAAGGAAGAUUAGAUUGCAUUUGGGCAUUCUCAUACAUAGGAAUAUGGCUGUUAAAUUAGUAGCGAGAACUACUUUUCAUUACUACGGACCUUCAUCUGCAGAUUGUCAUCUAUAAAAUGCUGUGUGUAAUUCAGAGUCAGGUGCACACAGGUACAUUGAUCUCUCAGUCUGAAUUGAGGGCCAUAUCACAGCAGAAUCUUGAAAAUUUCGACUCUACAGUCCAGAACUGAAUUAAAUUACAUGCCCUGCCCUCCACCCAUUAAACCCCAGAUAUGACCAGAGUGGAAUGACGUAGGGACCUGCAGGCUCAGAAUGACACUGAUGCAGAGUGACAUCUUUCAGGUGCACAGCAUUGGCUGUCCAGUGCAGAGAUGCUUACGUAUGGAAGUGUGUGCUGGCUGGGUGAAGGGCGGCAGUUGGAGACCUGUUACUGGUUCAUUGUGGUUAACUAAGUGUCCUGUUCCCAUGAUGUGCAAUAGUAGGACUGAAAGGUGGUGCUCAGAGUGCUGGGAGCAGGCACUGCAGUAGGCUUCCCUUCCGUGGCGGAAUAUUUAGUUUGCAUGCAUAUUUGUGAUUACCCGCAGCAGCACUUUGUAGUAACUUAGUGGGUUUUCAUUUUGUGUACUAAGUAAAUAUUGAGAGUUGACCUAACUAGAUGUUUGCAGUUCUGAAAACAUCCAGUUUUAUCUUCUUGAGGUAAAGGAGAAAAGCCAUUGGUUUGUUUUGACAGAUGAUAGAUUUGAUAAUUUACUGUUUUAGCACAGGGUGCCAAGGGCCCAAGGGCACCAUUUAAACUCUGGCUGGGUGUGGUAGCGAGGUCUGUGAUCCCAGCACUUGGGAAGUGGAAGCUGGAGGAUCAAGAAUCAGGGAUAGCCUCAGCUACAUAAUGAGUUUGACACUAGCUUGGACUACAUGAGACCUUGUCUUAAAAAAAACAGAAGCAAAAAACUCAGAGCAAGUUAAUAAGAAACCAUGAGGCCUUGGGGGGUAGAUGGACCUGCUCUCUUCUUGAAAUGAGUGAAUUCCAGGAAGCGUGUGCUUGA
Microtus ochrogaster (prairie vole) is the source of this 3801-nucleotide messenger RNA. RefSeq names its product ETS transcription factor ELK4 (gene Elk4). Gene Ontology annotation, biological process: cell differentiation; regulation of transcription by RNA polymerase II. NCBI's taxonomy places the organism in Eukaryota, Metazoa, Chordata, Mammalia, Rodentia, Cricetidae. Gene Ontology annotation, cellular component: nucleus. Gene Ontology annotation, molecular function: sequence-specific DNA binding; DNA-binding transcription factor activity, RNA polymerase II-specific. The record is from RefSeq and is a predicted model, not a curated record.